Molecule: messenger RNA, 832 nt
Organism: Bufo bufo (common toad)
Lineage: Eukaryota; Metazoa; Chordata; Amphibia; Anura; Bufonidae
Gene: CRYBB1
Product: crystallin beta B1
Exons: 6
Coding region: 116-832 (238 amino acids)
Biological process (GO): lens development in camera-type eye; visual perception
Molecular function (GO): structural constituent of eye lens
Source: RefSeq, a predicted model, not a curated record
AUUUGGAGUCUGCCUUUGCCAGGGUAUAAAUUCUGGGUCAUACAGUAUCUCCGACAACAAGCCUUGUAGCUCCAGCAAGGAUCACCUUCAUCAGUUUUAGAACUACAGCUUCAAAAUGUCCCAGACACCUAAAGCUGCUGCUGCUGCCAGCCAAGGCACUGAUACCAAGGAAAAGGGGACCCCUGUUCCAGUUCCCGUUCCUAUAACCAAGCCCUCUAAAUCUGGUGAAACUAGCCUGGGAACCUUCAAGGUGAUCAUCUUUGAACAGGAAAACUUCCAAGGAAGACACAUGGAGCUUCUGAAUGAGUGUGUGAACCUCGGGGAGCGAGGCUUUGACAGAGUACGCAGCGUUAUUGUCGACUCUGGACCCUGGGUUGCUUACGAGCAGUCCAACUUCCGUGGCGAGAUGUUUAUCUUGGAGAAGGGCGAGUAUCCUCGUUGGGAUACCUGGUCUAGCAGCCAUAGGAGCGACUGCUUCGUGUCCCUACGCCCCAUCCGAAUGGAUAGCCAAGAACAUAAAAUCUCCUUGUUCGAAUCCGCCGACUUCAAGGGCAACAAGAUGGAAAUCAUUGAGGAUGACGUGCCCAGCCUGUGGGCCUAUGGAUUCUGUGACCGCGUGGGAAGCGUAAAAGUUCCUAGUGGAACUUGGGUCGGAUACCAGUAUCCUGGAUACAGAGGCUACCAAUACCUGUUCGAAAUGUGUGAUUACAAACAUUGGAAUGAAUGGAGUGCUUUCCAGCCCCAGAUCCAGUCUAUACGUCGUAUCAGAGACAUGCAAUGGCAUCAGAAAGGGUGUUUUCUUAUCCCCACCUCUGCCACCAUCACCAAGUGA